Messenger RNA from Dothidotthia symphoricarpi CBS 119687, 1365 nucleotides. RefSeq lists its product as uncharacterized. NCBI's taxonomy places the organism in Eukaryota, Fungi, Ascomycota, Dothideomycetes, Pleosporales, Dothidotthiaceae. The record is from RefSeq and is a predicted model, not a curated record. Gene Ontology annotation, biological process: proteolysis. Gene Ontology annotation, molecular function: metallodipeptidase activity. Bases 1 to 1365 code for a protein of 454 amino acids. The transcript has 3 exons.
AUGGACGAGGCGCGAGAUGUUGUACAGCAGCCAGAUCGCCCUCGGCGGCGAUUUCAGCGUGGAGAUGGCUUGAUUAUCGCCGUACUGCUCCUUAUCAUCGUCAGCUUAUGGUGGCCAGAAACGCGACCUGAGUUUGUCAAGGGAUCAACGCGUAACUACUACAAAGCGCAUACUGUGGAGGAGCGAGCCGCGAAGAUUCUAAAGGAGAACCCGCUCAUUGAUGGACAUAAUGAUUUGAUGAUCUUCAUAAGAGGAAAGUAUCGCAACCACAUCUACGACAACGAGUUCCAGGACCUGUUCGAAAAUGGAGGCCUUGCGCAACAUGUUGAUGUUCCACGGUUGGAGAAUGGCCACCAGGGCGGUGCGUUCUGGAGUGCUUUCUGGCCGUGUCCCAUGGGCAAUGGCACAGACUUCUCAGAUGAGAGAUACUCGGAUAUUGUCAAGGCCACCCUUGGUCAGUUGGAUCUCUUCAAACGCCUCGGUGAGAAAUACCCAAAGUAUUUUACUCCAUCGACAAACAGCGCCGAAGCCAUCAAAGCCUUUGAGCACGGUCGCCUCAUUUCUCCAACAGCCAUCGAGGGUCUCCAUCAGAUUGGCAACUCCAUCUCCACGCUACGUCUUUAUCACCAACUGGGCGUUCGUUAUGCAACUCUGACCUGGAACUGCCACAACAAGUACGCCGACGCCGCCCUUGAAUCAGGUGAGAAUUUCUCAGCGAAGAUUGCCAAACCUUUCUGGGGAGGUUUGAGCCCAGCAGGCCGUGACUUGGUCAAGGAGAUGAACCGUUUGGGCAUGCUCGUAGAUCUCGCCCAUGUCAGUCAAGACACGAUGCGAGACGUCCUCGUGGGCAACGGCGAUGGAAAAUGGAACGGCAGUCUCGCUCCUCCAAUUUUCAGUCACAGCUCCGCAUUUGCGAUCUGCCCACAUCCUCGCAAUGUACCAGACGAUAUCCUACAAAUGGUCAAAAAACGUAAUUCCGUCGUCAUGGUAAACUUCAACCCCGACUUCAUCUCCUGUGUUCCUGGAAAGACUCCUUCCGAUCUCCCGGAAUUUGUUCCUGCAAACUCGACUCUGGAACAAGUUGUUCGUCACAUCAGGCACAUUGGCGAGUUAAUCGGCUACGAUCAUGUCGGUAUUGGCACUGACUACGACGGCAUCGAGUCAACGCCGACUGGGCUUGAAGACGUCUCGAAGUUUCCUGAUCUGAUAAUUGAACUCUUAAGACAAGGUAUCAGCGAUGAAGAUGCUGCGAAGAUCGCGGGCCGUAAUGUUUUGAGGGUAUGGAAAGAAGCGGACAAGGUUGCUAAGAAGUUGCAGAAGCAUAUGCUUCCUUUGGAAGACGACGUGCAGAAUCAGUGGGUAUAG